This is a messenger RNA of Symbiodinium pilosum, 720 nucleotides long. The record is from the annotation of a GenBank genome assembly. Lineage: Eukaryota; Dinophyceae; Suessiales; Symbiodiniaceae.
AUGUGCAAAGCAUAUUUGCAGGACCAGCCAGCGGUUGCAGCCCUGAAGCAGACUGCCCUUCACCGAGCAGCAAACUGUCACAACUUCCGCCAGGAGGUCUCUGAGUCGAUGGCAAUUUUGCAGUCAUUGGGCAAGCUGCGCCGCUGGGAAGAGGAGGCACUGCACUUUGUGGACCUCUGCUGUGGAAGCGCCAUGACAACUACCUUUCUGGCGAUUUCUGCCCCAAAAAGCACGGUAACUGCUGUGGACAUCCGCCCGCCGCAGCAGCUGCCCCACUUCCAGGAGGCUGGGAUCAGCAACGUGCGUUACCUUUGCGAAGACAUGACCCGGCCAGGCUUCCUGGAAGUGAUGGAGCAAGUGCUGCUCGACGUCGCGCUUCCGGUCAUCGUGCUCGGCAUGCACUGUUGCGGGGCCCUUAGCGUGGUGGCCACACAGAUCUACAAUCGCUUCCCACAGUGUGUCGCCAUCCUCUUGUGCCCGUGCUGCCUUCUGCGGAGUCUGGACGUCAAGCGUGCGGGCACAUUGAUGCCGGAGGUGCCCAAGAGCCUCCUCGCACUGGAAAAUGGAGGCCCUGACGAGCGUUACGACCGCUGGGCAGCUGGACUGGCGCAGCUGUUGCCAGAGGCCACUUGCGAGAGGCUCCCAGACAUGCUGACCCCCUGCAACGCCAUGAUUUUCGCGCGGAAAAAUCGAGAGAAUGGCGGUGCCUUGGGAGUUUAA